Ailuropoda melanoleuca (giant panda) is the source of this 1379-nucleotide messenger RNA. It is a transcript of the gene KLF14, whose product is annotated as KLF transcription factor 14. Gene Ontology annotation, molecular function: DNA-binding transcription factor activity, RNA polymerase II-specific; RNA polymerase II cis-regulatory region sequence-specific DNA binding. Lineage: Eukaryota; Metazoa; Chordata; Mammalia; Carnivora; Ursidae. Gene Ontology annotation, biological process: regulation of transcription by RNA polymerase II. The transcript has a single exon. The record is from RefSeq and is a predicted model, not a curated record. The annotation marks the transcript as partial.
CCCGGGGCCGUCCCCGGCGCGGCCCCUGGGGCCAGCCCCGCCCCCGCCACGGGUCCGGUGCCCCGUCGGAGGCCGGUUACACCUGCUGCCAAGCGCCACCGCUGCCCCUUUCCGGGCUGCAACAAAGCCUAUUACAAGUCGUCGCAUCUGAAGUCCCACCAGCGCACCCACACGGGAGAGCGCCCUUUCUCCUGCGACUGGCUCGACUGCGACAAGAAGUUCACGCGCUCCGACGAGCUGGCCCGCCACUACAGGACGCACACGGGCGAGAAGCGCUUCUCCUGCCCCCUCUGCCCCAAGCAGUUCUCCCGGAGCGACCAUCUGACCAAGCACGCUCGCCGUCACCCAGCCUAUCAUCCCGACAUGAUCGAGUACCGCGGGCGCCGUCGCACUCCCCGCAUCGACUCGCAACCCACCGGCAUGGUGGACAGCUCCAGCUCCGUCCCCGGCCAGGCGCCCAGCCUCACCAGCUGCCUGUCUGACAGUCAUUGCUGUUAGUUGUCCCUGCAAGGACGAUCCCCCAGGCCGUUGCCCCUGCCUUUUCUUUGCCCAACCCUCUUUUCCCAGAGUCGUCAGACCAAGGCACAGACUGGUUCCUCCGCUUCGAGGGUCGGUCCAGGCAGGCACGUUGGACCCUGGGGAGGGACUGGGGGCCCGAAAAUAGCAGGAAUUCUUACAACACGUUUAUCAACCUAAAAAGGAGGGUUGCCUCAAGACAGCUCCCUGGAACUGGUGAGAAGGGAUGAACCCCGGUACUCUCCAGAGUCCUGAAGAUUCUCCCUCCCCCUGGAACCAGAGAUGUGAAACUGGAAUUCUCAGGUGCCUGAGGAGCUCCCAGUCUCAAAGGACUCUGGUGUCUUACCCACCCACCAGGGCGGACCUUGGAGAGGGGGGCAGGGGUGGCAGUCUUGGAAAUGUCCAGGACUGGGAUGGUGAGAGGCCUUUGGAAACAGAAAUGAUUUCUAUUUCUGUAAAUAGCAAUGUUUACUAAUUUAUUUUUAGUAUCUUUUAAACAGGGAUCCCAGGUUGAUGGGAGGUUGAUGUCCUCCACUCCCCAAUUGCCCCAGCUACCUCUGCUAGGAGAGGCCAUGUAAGAGUCCAUGUGAAUGUAUGGCUGGGAGAUGCUUCUUGGUGUCUGGGGAGCGGUGUGAGUCUGUUUGCAGGUCCUGUUGCAUGGUUUGGAACCCUGCGCUUGUGUGGUAGCCUUUCUUCCCAUUUGGAUUCCUACUUGGGGAGGGGAAUUUCCUGGCUCACUCUCACAGUGAGAUUGGUUUAAAAUUUUGUAAACAACCACAAAAGCACCAGAAAUGAAAGAGUGGUCCAGGCUAGUUCCCCUUUCACCCUCUGGUGACUUUGGGUGAGAUAGGUCCAAAACAAGA